This is a messenger RNA of Arabis nemorensis, 852 nucleotides long. The record is from the annotation of a GenBank genome assembly. Lineage: Eukaryota; Viridiplantae; Streptophyta; Magnoliopsida; Brassicales; Brassicaceae.
AUGGAGAAUCCGAGCUCUUCUUCAACCAUAGAAAAACUUCAACAAGAUUGUUAUAACGAGUGGAUGAGUUUACAAGCCAAACGCAUGACAGAGCUUAAACAAGCUUUAUCCAACGAUGAAAAAGAAGAUGACAAGCUUCGAGAUUUGAUACGAACCGUGAUCGGAGAGUUUAAAGAUUACGCCGCAAAACGAUGUGAACAUUCCCGUCGAUAUAGCUCAAACUAUUUCGCUCCGACAUGGAACACUUGUCUCGAAAACUCACUUCUUUGGAUUGGUGGUUGUCGUCCUUCUUCGUUUAUCCGACUCGUUUACGCCAUGUGUGGUUCCCAAACCGAGCUCCGGCUAAACACUUUCCUCCGUACCAACAACAUCGACGACCUAAGCACCGUCCUCCACGGCGAGACACGCGGCGGAAUCGACGGAGGAGGAGAGUCGAUGAGUGAUCUAACGGCUGAGCAAUUAUACAAGAUCAACGAGCUUCAUCUGAAAACGGUGGAAGAAGAGAAUAAACUGACUAUACGAUCGGCGAGUUUACAAGAAGACACGGCGGAUAUGCCAAUCGCCGUCACGGCGUUUUACAAAGAAGUGAUCGGAGAAGCUGACGUGGCGGUGGAGCGUGCGCUUGAUAAACAUGAAAAAGAUAUGGCUGGUUUGCUUGCAGAAGCUGAUAAGCUUAGGCUAACCACGUUGACAACGAUCGUUGACAUUUUGACGCCGGUUCAAGCGGCGGAUUUUCUUCUCGCCGGGAAGAAACUUCAUAUGUCGAUACAUGCGUGGGGGAGGUUGAGAGAACAAAGUCGGCUUGAAGCUAGUGGUGGUGGUAAUUCCGGUGGAGAAGUUGCCGGAGAGUAA